Sipha flava (yellow sugarcane aphid) is the source of this 1129-nucleotide messenger RNA. RefSeq lists its product as uncharacterized. Lineage: Eukaryota; Metazoa; Arthropoda; Insecta; Hemiptera; Aphididae. The coding region runs from base 37 to 522 and encodes 161 amino acids. The record is from RefSeq and is a predicted model, not a curated record. The transcript has 3 exons.
UGUGGUGAGUCUUGGAUCUCCUAUAGUCCCGUCAACAUGGCGCGCUUCACAACGUUACAAUGCGUAAUUGUCAUUGCAUUCUUCGUUCAAACCUUGAUUUAUACUGUUGAAUGUAGUGACAAAAGGAUAAUCAUCUACGUGCCCCGGCGCAUCAAGACGGUGCAUCACCACCAUCACCACGUGGUGCUGAUGGAUCCAAAGAGCAAAAAGAUCAUGCAUACCAAACCGUACUCGGGCAGGUCGUUGAUGGCCGGGGGCUAUCAUCAGCAGCAGCAGCAGCAGCAGUACACACAGCACCACCAACAGCAGCAGCAAAUGUACAAGCAGGAGCAGCAGUACCUACAAUCCGUCCCGGUCGUCGACCAUCCUUCGUCGUACCAGGAACAGCGGAAAGCCAUCGGCGCCAACGUGCUGCUGUUGCCGGCCGCUCAAAUGCCGGUAGUCCACGUGCCGGUAGCCUACACCGCGUGGCCGGCCAGGAAAAAGAGGUCCAGUGCCGUCGAUCAGUUUUAUACGCAUUGAACGUCUUGUCGGCCGGUCUCGUUGAACGCGUUUAAUUUAUUCCCUCGAUACCCACAGACACAUCAUUCAUCAUAUUUUUUUAUUUAUUUUUUUUUAUUGUUUUCGUACGAUUUCAUCGCAACAAAUUAACAUGUUCCAAGUUUAAGGUGUGCAAACUCGUGUUCGAUUCCACUGUUCACUUAUCCGUCUUCAUGCAAACAUGUGACGUUAAUAUAUAAUGAGCUCAGACUUUGUCUCAGCUUUGACUCUCCCUUCCCACAAAUAUGACUGUAUCAAUGAACUAACUAAACACAUUUACGUGGAAUUAUUAAACAUGUUUUAUCAACACACGUAACUUGCCGCUUUAACCUGUACAAAUUAAGUGUUUUAUCAGAACGUUUGUUAUUAAUCGUUUCCCGUAAUAGGAAAUAUUUCAUAAAAAUAGUAAUGUCCAAUUAAAUUUAUAAGAAAAAAAAUCGCUCAAAAUAUUGAAAAUGUACUAUUGGAAUAUCAAUUAUUAUCUAACCAUAUUAUUACAUUAUUUAUAAUGUUAACGUCUUCAUGGUUGCCGGUUUUCCAUACUGUAUAAAAGAAAAUGUUUUAAUAUUUGACACUUUUAUUACGUAAU